AUGAUAACUUCGAUCGGUCAGCUACGACGAACCAUCGCUUUUAGCUUGCUCCUUUUUGUCAUCAGUGGAACAACGGGAUAUCCAUCGGGACUUGAAAUUAUAAAUGCAUCAUUCUGUGGAAAGUAUGAUAAGCCUCCAACGUGUAAAGUUUCUCACUGGCCUUUCAUUCCCACUGGUAGUCUUGUCAAUUUUAGUGUAACAUUUACACUUUUGGUGGAUGUUCUUGAAGCAAUAUUGCAAUACGAGUUGGUUUCAGACGGCAAGGUUAUUGUCAGGGACAGGGAAGACGGUGUAUACAUUUCUUCACCAGACCUGUGA
Pocillopora damicornis (cauliflower coral) is the source of this 318-nucleotide messenger RNA. RefSeq lists its product as uncharacterized. NCBI's taxonomy places the organism in Eukaryota, Metazoa, Cnidaria, Anthozoa, Scleractinia, Pocilloporidae. The record is from RefSeq and is a predicted model, not a curated record.